AAUGGUGUAGGGGAAAAAGGGGAAAGGCCCCGCGGGCCGCGCAGGCGCACCGUGGGCCGGUGCCAUGGCGCUGCCGAGUUCCCUGAACAGGUAUUUGCUGCUCAUGGCACAGGAGCACCUGGAAUUCCGCCUACCGGAAAUAAAGUCUUUGCUUUCACUUUUUGGAGGUCAGUUCACCAGUAGUCAGGAAACUUAUGGAAAGUCUCCUUUUUGGAUUCUUAGUAUUCCCUCUGAAGAUAUUGCCAGGAACUUAAUGAAACGGACAGUGUGUGCCAAGUCUAUAUUUGAACUGUGGGGUCAUGGAAAAUCUCCAGAGGAGCUGUACAGUUCUCUUAAAAACUACCCUGUGGAGAAGAUGGUUCCAUUUCUACAUUCAGAUUCUACAUAUAAAAUAAAGAUUCUCACAUUUAAUAAAACACUGACACAAGAAGAAAAAGUCAAACGAAUAGAUGCACUUGAAUUUCUGCCAUUUGAAGGAAAAGUGAAUUUAAAGAAGCCACAACAUAUAUUCUCUAUUUUGGAGGAUUAUGGUUUGGACCCAAACUGUAUCCCUGAGAAUCCACAUAAUAUUUAUUUUGGUAGAUGGAUUGCAGAUGGACAGAGAGAGCUUAUUCAGUCAUACAGUGUCAAAAAGAGACACUUUAUUGGAAAUACAAGCAUGGAUGCUGGUUUAUCAUUCAUCAUGGCUAACCAUGGAAAAGUGAAAGAAAAUGAUAUUGUGUUUGAUCCCUUUGUUGGAACAGGUGGCCUUCUGAUAGCAUCUGCUCAUUUUGGUGCAUACGUAUGUGGGACAGACAUAGACUACAACACCAUUCAUGGCUUGGGAAAGGCUAGUAGGAAAAACCAGAAAUGGAGAGGACCAGAUGAAAACAUUAGGGCAAAUCUUCGUCAAUAUGGUUUAGAGAAGUAUUACCUUGAUGUCCUGGUUUCAGAUGCAUCUAAACCUUCCUGGAGGAAGGGCGCAUAUUUUGAUGCAAUCAUCACUGAUCCUCCAUAUGGUAUUAGAGAAUCUACAAGAAGAACAGGGUCACAGAAGGAAAUAUCAAAGAGCAUAGAAAAAUGUCCAGAAAGCCAUGUUCCUGUUUCCUUGAGUUAUCAUCUGAGUGAUAUGUUUUUUGACCUGUUAAACUUUGCAGCUGAAACCCUCAUAUUAGGUGGAAGACUAGUCUACUGGUUACCAGUGUACACACCAGAAUACACUGAAGAGAUGGUACCUUGGCACCCUUGCUUGAAACUCAUCAGCAACUGUGAGCAGAAGCUUUCUAGUCAUACAUCGAGGCGCUUGAUAACAAUGGAAAAAGUGAAGGAAUUUGAGAACCGGGACCAGUAUUCACAUCUGCUGAGUGAUCACUUUCUGCCAUACCAAGGUCAUAAUUCCUUCCGUGAGAAAUAUUUCAGUGGGGUAACAAAAAGGAUUGCCAAAGAAGAAAAGUCUAGCCAGGAGUGAAAAUUAAGAUUUUGACAAUGGAGAAAGAAUAAGGAUUCGAUAGAAAAGACAUCUGGGAUGUGACCUUUCGUAUAAGAUACAGAAACCAUGUACUGUUUUGAAUGAUUUUAUAUAACAUAAUACAUGCCACAAAGUCAGCAAUUCUUUUAGUGUUAGCUUUGUUUUAUAGACUGUUUUGUUGUAUGUGGUCUCUUGAACUUAAUUUAUAUUUAUAUUUUCAAGUAUUAUGGAAAUUGAAAAGUUAUAUUUUUGGUAAUUAAUUUACAAAGGGAACUAAUAGUAUUGACUUUUUAAACAGAUAUGUUAUGUAUAUGCUGGAUAUGUUAUAGGCCGUUAAUAGUGGUUGAGAGUUUAUUCAUUAAGUAGAUGUUUUUAAUUUGGUCUUUGAUUGUAAUUGAUUUACAUUUUCACUAAUAAAACUUAUUGAGGAUUCCUAAAA
Phacochoerus africanus (Common warthog) is the source of this 1886-nucleotide messenger RNA. It is a transcript of the gene TRMT11, whose product is annotated as tRNA methyltransferase 11 homolog. Gene Ontology annotation, cellular component: cytoplasm. The transcript is spliced from 13 exons. Gene Ontology annotation, biological process: methylation. Bases 65 to 1447 code for a protein of 460 amino acids. Lineage: Eukaryota; Metazoa; Chordata; Mammalia; Artiodactyla; Suidae. Gene Ontology annotation, molecular function: nucleic acid binding. The record is from RefSeq and is a predicted model, not a curated record.